Messenger RNA from Ustilago hordei, 2793 nucleotides. RefSeq lists its product as uncharacterized. Gene Ontology annotation, cellular component: cytosol. The record is from RefSeq and is a predicted model, not a curated record. The transcript has a single exon. NCBI's taxonomy places the organism in Eukaryota, Fungi, Basidiomycota, Ustilaginomycetes, Ustilaginales, Ustilaginaceae. The coding region runs from base 1 to 2793 and encodes 930 amino acids. Gene Ontology annotation, biological process: positive regulation of GTPase activity. Gene Ontology annotation, molecular function: guanyl-nucleotide exchange factor activity.
AUGAGACUUUCCUCCAACAUCCCCUCCUCGGACUCGUCCAGCUCAGGCAGGCUCGAAGACGAACUUGCCAGGAUCGUGCAUCAGAUUCACAAGACUUCGACUAUUCUCAAUAUCGCCAACGACUCUGGCAUCUCCUUCUCCGGCCAGGGAAGCAGCGGCUUGAUUGCAAGUCCAGUCCGUCAAGCGACUGGAAGCUCAAUAGCUAGCACUAUCACACCUGAAUCCGCACCCGCUCGGUCUGAUACUGUUACAUUGGAUUCUUCCGCUCCUGCACCUUCAGCCAGCGCAAUCGUUGAUCCUUCUCGCAACAACCGUCCAUCUGGACUUCCGAUCCUUGCUACGUUUGAUACAAGCUCUCCACUGCCGGGUAGUGCCAAUGUCGUAGAUUCACCUUCUGUUCUCAAAGCGAACGAGCCUUUCUUUUCGGAAGCAGCAGGUCCAGCCUACUCUCUCUCGCCAUCCUCUUCUCAAGAUUUCGAGUUGAACGCGUUGUGGGAUAGCCUAGCAAGAGAGCUCAAACCCAUCGCCGACAUUCUUCGCUCUGGACGACAUCGUACACCUCUCGGCACCUCCCGAUUGCCCGCAGACUGUGUUUCAGCCCUCCAACUCUGGCUUUGCACCGGAUCCUCACCCUCCAAACAGCCUCCUAACAGCCACGCUCUCGAAGCGGCAAUCGAGAUCUUCCGUGUCCUCGCCAACUUGUGCAUCGAUCACGACGCAAACCGGUCCUUGCUCGACGCACUCAACGCCGCCCCCACCGUCCUCGCUGCCGUAUCUGCGGUAUUGCGCAAACAAGAACAGUCCCGCUCAUCGGCGCUGUUCUCGGUCAAGAUCCUCACUUUCCUCCGAGCAGCGAUGGGUGCGGUGCUGAACAUGCAGUUGGAGCAUAUCGCUACAAAACAGUCGCUUGCGAAUGCAGAGUGUAUCCGGGUUUUGACGAGGGUUGCCUCGCAUGAGAGGGUGUAUCUGCCGCAUGUGUGGGCAGAACCCUUGACGGUGGAGAUGGAAAAUGAUGCGGAGGCGGUGGGGAAGAUGAAGAUGGGUGCGACUGUUAGUAGUUGGGCGUGGAGAGUCGUUCAGGAGAUAUUUGACGAUGCCAAGGAGGAGAAGGAGGGAGAUGUUUCAACGCCUUCGGAUGAGGAGGAUGAGGAGAGGGGUGGUUUGGGGGGGACGAGGGAUGUAAGAGGGAUUCUUGCGAGGAAGUGUUUCGAUGAGUUGCUUCGUCCGCUUUCGUUCUAUAUUCCGAAAGAAGAGGGGAAGGAGGGAGAGAGGAGGUUGGAGUUGGAUACGGAUGAUGUUGAAGAGUUGGUGGAUUCGGAUGCAGAGAUCUUGCAGACUAUUGGGGGGUUGUUGGAGACGUGUGCUGUUGAGGAGCAUGUGUUUAGGCAGCGUGCGGUCAGAACUAUGGACAGCGAAGGGGAGGCUGCGGCUAAGACUUGGGGUUUGGAUUCGUUGAUGUCAUUCGUUGAGCGUGCUCAACUUCCCCGAGAGUGGGUAAGGGACUUCCCCUCCAGCAACGAGGCUCAGUCAAGCGAAGACGCAGCCGCAGCCGACGAGAUGCGAAAAGCUUUCGGCUCGAUCAAAGCUUCCGCCGCACGCGCAGUCGUCGCUAUCUCCGGAGAUGAUUCCAACAUGGUCAUCCUCUUCGAUUCAGCAUAUGGCUUCAUCCAUCGACUCAAAACCUGGAUUCGAUACGAUCCCAAAACACGCGACGAUCUCGUCAGCUGUGGAAUGCUUGCUCUCGGCAACCUCGCUCGAAGCGACGCACACUGUCUUUCUCUCGUACAAGAACACGAACUCGCCCCCUUUCUCGCGGCACUGCUGAGGGAUGCGGAUGAUAUCAAAGUAGCACACGGCUUAGUUUCGCUGCUGAAGAACCUUUCCAUUCCGGCCGCGAACAAAAGGGUAAUUGGCGAAUUGGGGGUGGUGGAUGCAGUAGUGAGGUUCAUGGGUAAGGAUAAAGAUAUGGUUCAACCGUUGCAGUUUGCGACUGUGGGGUUGUUGAAGCAUUUGUGUAGUGGGGUUGGGGAGAAUGCUGUCCGUCUAGUGGAGGGUGCGGGGCUGAACGCGGUAGUGGAUAUGAUUAGAAGAGUGGAUGAUGUUCCGACCAAGAUGGAAGCGACCCGAGUCCUGGUCAACGUCGUCAAAUCUCUAUGGAACUCGGCAUCUCGUCCCAGUUCCGAGCUUUCAGAGGAAACCCUCUUCUCAGCAAGAAAAAAGUUGGUGAGGAGGGACGUAAUCCAAUCGCUAGCAGAAAUGGUCCGCACUUCACCCAAAUACCCCGUUCUGGUCAACGAAGGGAUCAUCGCCCUUACUCUCGUAGGAAGCGAACGGAUGGGUGCGGAACUCGUCAGUCUCUCGCUUCUUACCAAACCUACCAAACCUACCGCCGACGAGGAGGAAGACGAAGAGAUGGCUUCUGAUAGCGAAGCUGCUGCACUACGAGCGCCGAGGCGAAGAUCAACGGUGGAUAGUUCGGCUUCUACUUCUUCGCAUCCGCUGCCACCACCUGCUUGUGCAUUGGAUAUGGUGAAUUUGGUGCUGGCAAGGAGAGAUGCUAGGAUGCCUCCUCAGUUUGCGAGCAAUGCUUGUGCUCUGGCUAUUAGUCUUUGUCGUGCCACUACCGCAAUUGGAGAGGGGGAAAGUAGGGGUGCAGUGGGACAAGAAGCGGUGAAAAAGUGUCUAACACAGACGAAACCGGUGUUGGAAAGGUUGAAGGAUUGUGGUCCGAUAGAGGCGCUUGCUGCUGCAGCAGAGGCGCUGGAGGGGGUUUCCCGUGUCACAGCCAGCUAG